Molecule: messenger RNA, 1502 nt
Organism: Salvia splendens (bonfire salvia)
Lineage: Eukaryota; Viridiplantae; Streptophyta; Magnoliopsida; Lamiales; Lamiaceae
Product: B3 domain-containing protein REM20
Exons: 7
Coding region: 350-1240 (296 amino acids)
Molecular function (GO): DNA binding
Source: RefSeq, a predicted model, not a curated record
AAAAUAGCCCUUAUUUAAGGUUGUUUUUGGCUUUGCUAUAAUUUGGUGAAGUGGUCAAUCAUAGAUGGCGACGCGUGAGACUACACACAUCGUUCAGAGACGUUCUUUACCAAAGUACUUCCCGACAUAUGUGAUCAGAACCCACAAUAUCAAACUCCCAAAGACUUUGUUGCUCAUGGAACCAAAAAGGAGGAUGUACGAGACGAAGCACACAUCGUUUAUGGAAGGAUGGUAGAGUGAACUAUUAUGAAGGGUGGAAAAUGUUGGAAAUAGUUUCGUUUUUAAUUUCAUCAAAUUUGGCCGCACUCUUCUUUUUGGAGCACUAAAGUUCGAUUUCUCGGUGCGAAAAAUGGUGAAUCGUCCAGCAUUCUUCAAGUUUUACGUGCCUUGGCUUGGUGAAGAAAAUCAGAAAAUCCCUCCAAGGUUUAUUCAAUCGCUUCCAGGAAACUGGCCAAAGAAUUGGUCACUUCGUGACCGUUAUAACAAUUUGUGGAAUGUGAAAGUGGAAAUGAUUGGUGGUGAUUGGUAUUUUAAAGAUGGUUGGGCAAAAUUUGCUGAUGAUAAUAAGAUAAAAGGAGGUGAUAUGUUCAUAUAUGAAUAUUUCUCUCACGGUUUACUCGACUUCAAAAUUCAUGGAGGCAAUGCUUGCUUAACUGAAGGAGCUGGAGGUCGGAUUACUCAUACACCCGAUUAUGGUCCAAUCGGUGAAGUAGAGACACAUGAGAAUCAUGACGAUAAUGACGGUCAUGAUUCCCCGCCCGAAGAAGAGAAUCCAAGGAAUGAUUAUGAUUCCCCGCCCGAAGAAGAGAAUCCAAGGGAUGAUCAUGAUCAAAUUCAAGGGGGGCGAGUCACGGAUGGUGCGGCCUGUUCUAGCAUAGCAACCAGUCGCCGCGACUGGUACGGUGUAGAGCUCAUGAAAACCGGGUUCAUUCCACCUCGCCAGAAUCCGUAUUUCGUGACCAAAAAACGAAGAGGCAGAGCUUUUGAACUAUUUAUACCUAUGGAUGUGAUCCAACGCUACAACCUGAGACUCCCUGAGAACGUGACGCUCAUCGACCCAAAUGGAAGGCAGUUUCACGCCAAACGCAAGAUGUGGACGGACCGGAGGAUGUUCUACACCGGAGGUUGGAAAAUCCUUUGUGAUCAGAACAUGGUGGAAGACAAAGACUCGUGCAUCUGCGAGUUCUUGUAUAACGCCGACAAUCUAUGCAUCAGCGUAAGCUUCUUUCCCCCAAAAUAGCAGCAAUGCUUGAAUGGAGGAGUGGAUUAGAUUCGUAUUGAGGAGUUCACAUUUGUAUAGUUUCAGAGGCAUUGUUAAGCAUCUGAGUUAUUCUUUGUAGUAUAUGAUUUUAGGGAGUAUUUGUUAUUCCAAUCAAUAAAAUGGUGCGAUUUUACCACCAACAGUGUUUCCAAGUCUAAUGGUUUGCAGUCGCUUGCACUAAAUGUCACACAAAAAAUAAUACUAUUUGAAACAUUUUAUUUUGUUUUAGUAAUUUCAAUUA